Scatophagus argus is the source of this 6324-nucleotide messenger RNA. Its product is annotated as metal transporter CNNM3. The coding region runs from base 404 to 2647 and encodes 747 amino acids. The transcript is spliced from 11 exons. NCBI's taxonomy places the organism in Eukaryota, Metazoa, Chordata, Actinopteri, Scatophagidae. Gene Ontology annotation, biological process: transport; magnesium ion homeostasis. Gene Ontology annotation, molecular function: transmembrane transporter activity. The record is from RefSeq and is a predicted model, not a curated record. Gene Ontology annotation, cellular component: plasma membrane.
UAAUCUUGGAAGAUACCAACUCAGCUAAAUCAAACACAUACAUACAUACAUUUGCAUUAAUUCAGUUAAUGGCCCGCAGUGCUGAAUGACUUGUUAUGAAAUGUAACAAAGGUGGGCGUGAGCUCCUUGUUGUUUUCUCGUCUUUUAUUGGCUGUGAGCUCACACUGACUGCGGUUUGCUGCCGUUCAGAAGGGGCGGUGCGAUAAGAAACACAAACAUCCACGAUCAGGACCCGGAAUGAACCGCGCUGGCCGGGCCUCGCCUAUGUGUGCAGAGCCAAAAUGGCCGCCACGUAGUUCAGUUGCAGUGCUCGUUUUGUUUGGUUGGCUCGGCCCUGGUGGGCGGGGCCGCUGCGGGGCUACAGUCACAUGAUCCGCGCACAGCCAGCCUGACCAAUUCCAAUAUGGUGGCCAGCUUGGCAGGUCUACGGUUCCUGUUGAUGAUAUUGUUGUUCUGCGGGAUCAGGUACGGCGCCUGCAGCGAGGAAGCUCCGCAGGUCCUGGGGCUUAGACUAGAAGACCCGGCGGGUCUGGUGUGCAUGAAGGAUCGGAUCAUCUCGGCGCCUGAAGGAGCCACGUUCAAGCUCCGUCUCUUUGGGACUGAUCUGAAUGGAAGCUGGCCGUGGGUGGCGUUCGCAGGGGCAGCUGGCGGAGCGGCCGGGGCGGUCGGGGAUGCGCCUGACCCGUGCGGGGAGGAGUCCAACCGCCAACAGUCCGCUUUCCAGGUGACGGAUGAGUUCACCAAGGACGAGGAUUUCAGCGGGCUGAUUACGGUGGAGGUCCGGGAGAGCAGCAUCUCUGGCAGCAAGCAGACCUUCCACCACCUGUGCGUGCUGAGCGGAGGAAGAUGGGCUUCUGCGGGCCCGGACAGACUGCGGGUAAACACCGACAAGGCUCUGCCCGCAGACUACAUCCCGCCCUGGGGUCUGGCCGUGCUGAUCGUGCUGGUGCUUGUGAUGUGCGGCGUGCUGAGGACUGUGAACCUGAGCCUGCUGUGGCUGGACCCCGUGGAGCUUUACGUCCUGCACAGCUGCGGAUCCGAGGAGGAGAAGCGGGCCGCCAAGCGCCUGGAGCCAAUCAGGAGGAGAGGAAACUUCUUGACGUGUUCUCUGCUGUUCCUGUGCGUCGUGGGACACUCGGUGCUGGGUGUCCUCCUGUACCGGGUCCUGGGCUGCAUCGCCUCCGCAGUGUUCACCAGCGGCUUCCUCAUCUUCUUCUUGGCUGAGCUGGCGCCCCACAUCCUGUGCUCCGGGUAUGGGUUUCAGCUGGCGCCGGCUCUGACCUGGCUGGCCCAGGUCUGCAUGGUGCUCACCUGCCCGCUGUCCUGCCCGCUGGGGCUGAUCCUGGACCUGGCCCUGAGGAGGGACAUCAGCACCUGUGGGAUCAGGGAGAGGACCAUGGAGAUGAUCCGCACCAGCGUCAACGACCCGUACAGUGAGUUCGUGAAGGAGGAGUUCAGCCGCGGGAUGCUGCGCAGUAAGACGGUGGAGGACAUCCUGACCCCGCUGAAGGACUGCUUCAUGCUGCCCAGCUCGGCCGUCCUGGACUUCUCCACCAUGUCGGAGAUCAUGCAGAGCGGAUACACGAGAGUGCCCAUAUACGAGGAGGAGAGGUCCAACAUUGUGGAAAUCCUUUACGUGAAGGACUUGGCUCUGGUGGACCCCGAAGACUGCACCCCCAUGACGACCAUCACCAAGUUCUACAAUCACCCGCUGCACUUCGUCUUCAACGACACCAAGCUGGACGCCAUGUUGGAGGAGUUCAAGAAAGGUAAUUCUCACAUGGCCAUCGUCCAGAAGGUCAACAACGAGGGGGAGGGAGAUCCUUUCUACGAGGUGCUGGGGUUGGUCACCUUGGAGGACGUCAUCGAGGAGAUCAUCAAAUCAGAGAUCCUGGAUGAGUCUGACGGCUACUUGGACAGGAAGGUGAAGCGUCCCCUCCCGCCGCUGGAGAUCCCGCUGGAGCCCCGCAGCGUCCACGAGGAGUUUUCUCUUUUCAAACCUCCCGAAGGAGAACCCAAGAUCCGAACUUCACCGCAACUCCUGCUGGCUACACACCGCUUCCUGUCCAGAGAAGUGGAGCACUUCAGCCCCGCACGUGUGUCCGAGAAGGUCUUGUUCCACCUGCUGCGUCACCCCAGCGUCAACCAGGAAGUGCACUUUGACCCGAGCAACCGGCUGAGCGCCAGUCACUACCUGUACACACGAAACCACCCGGUGGACUACUUCAUCCUGCUGCUGCAGGGCCGAGUGGAGGUCGAGAUCGGCAAAGAGGGGCUCAAGUUUGAGAACGGGGCGUUCACAUACUACGGCGUGUCUGCUCUCACGCUGCCAUCUUCAGUGCACCAGUCUCCAGCGUCCACCCAGCGUCACUCCCCCAGGGACCCCUUUGAGUCAGCGGAAGCCACGAGCCCGUCCAGCUACUGUCCCGACUACACUGUCCGAGCCCUGACCGACCUGCAGCUCAUACGGGUGACUCGCCUGCAGUAUCUGAACGCCCUCAUGGCUUCGCGGGUCGGCCAGAGUCCAGAUCCUCCUGAGAUUAAGAUCCUGCCCAACAGUCAGACCAAGCUGCUCAACGACAGAAACACCACACAAGGUGGCAGUAGAGCCCAGGAGAGCUUCACAGAAGAGGAGGCUCAUGGGUAAUGCGACUCUGUCUUCCCGCUGUGAAAGACCUGCUCCAACCAAGUAGAGAUUAUUGAUCUUUGUUUUGUUUUUUAUCGAUGAAUCAUCUAUGGCUGGAACGUCAUUAUCGGACGAGACUGGAGUGAGAGUGAUCUUAUCUGUUCUGUGGAGCCACACUUCUCAUCUCCAUCCUCAUUCCUUUACGUGCUUUUCAUUGAAAUUAUUAUUUCAUGUUGUUUUAUACAUUUUGGACUAUACAUGUGUAUAUAUAUAUUAUAUAUAAAUGCAUUUUAUUUUAAUUUGGCGGUGCCUUUCUUCCAGGUUUAGCCUUCCAUUCUAAACUCUGCAUUGCCAUCCCUCGCUUUUCGUCUGUCUGGGUGCCAAAGCUACGUGUGUGUGUGUGUGUGUGUGUGUGUGUGUGUGUGUGUGUGUGAUGAAGCAUCCGUCCGUUUGAGACACUAAAAACACAUACGUUAUUUGCACAUUAAAUUUGUGCACUGUUGAUGGCGUGAAACUAUUUUACAAGCUGUAAGGUACGUCCAGAUUUUUCUACCCUCGCAUGACGCUGCGAGGUGUGUGUGUGCGCGUGUGUGUGUGUGCGCGUAGCUGAAAACUACAAUUUCAGCAUUGAUUUCAGAAGCUGAUGGUUAGUUUGUCCUGAAACAUUCAAGUUAGACAGUAGAGGACGUCCACAGCGGCGCAGGUUGUAACCAAAGUGAUAAAAUAUUAAACUGCUAACAAAGUGAUAGUUUUUUAUUGUUGCAGCUCAAAAAGGCUUCAAGCUCUGACACUCAGAGUGGUUGUAAGUAGACGGAAAAGGAAGGAGAAAGAAUCGGCAUCUAUUUUGAUAAUCAUAAUAAUAAUAAUAAUUAUUAUUUUAGAUUUCUCAGCUGAUUUGCUGCUGUUUUUUUGGUCGUUUGUGAUAAACUGAAAAUCCGUGGGUCAAAGCAAACAUUUCAAGUCGUCAUCAAAUUUUCUCUUUUGUCAGUUCAGUUUGACUUCCAAUUUUAAGGUCACAAUUCGAUUAAAUUAAUUAAAUUGUAAAGGUCAACAGUUCAUUUUUUUAUGUCCUGACAACCAUCAUUUACGUUUUCAAAUUCUUCAUUUCCCUCUUCAUUGCCCUCAUGAUAUCAGGUAUAACUGCUGUGUUUCUACAGGAAUGUCCCACAGUCAGGAGUUUAAUUCGUUUAUUUAAAACGUCUUUAAUAUUUCACCACAACAACAAGUCUCUGAAUUCAACUGCUUUUGAGUUUAAUGAUUUGAAAUCAAUCUUCUGAUCUCGAGUUCAACACCCUGACUUUUUCUUGACUUUACGUGAGCCAGAUGAUUAAUGAUUAGAAAAUAAUCUGACGAAAGCAGUUUUUACUUUGCAGCUCUCUUUGCAAUCCGACACAUUUCAGUGCCAAAGUGAAGUUUACGUGCUGGUUGUGUAUUUUUACCAAACAGUAUCUCAGAGUCGACUUUACAUUUUUACACGACUAACAUUUGAGAACUUUGGUUUCUUUGAUGAAAUGGGGAAAAAUGGUCAGACAGUCGUGAAAGAAAAUUUUCACUAUUUUCUGACAUUUUAUAGACUAUUUGUGAAGAAAAUAAUAAGCUGAUUCAUCCAUCCAUCCAUUAGCUGUAACAACCACUUAUCCCUGAUGAGAAAAAUUAAUUAUUAGUUGCAUGUUUGUAUUUUUUAAAAAAGGCGUCAGUUCAAUUCAGUAAUUUUUCAUUCACUGGUUCCCACGUCUGUGACGAUUGGCCGCUUUACGUCUCUGUAACCUGAAAACAAAACAUUUCAAAAAUCACUUUGGGCUUUAGGAGAUUUUGACGGGUGUUUUUCAUUCUAUUCUUACUUUUUAUAGACUAAAUCAGUUAUACAGGUUCAUUUUUUUAAAAAGUUCAGAAAUUUUUUAUCAAACUAACGGGGGAAUACAGUGCAUUUUCUGAGGUCUAUUUUGAGCGGCGGAUGAAUCCACAUUUUGUGCUUUAGUGAGUAUUUGAGGCAGCAGGAUGGUGUGUGUGUGUGUGUUUGUGUUUGUGUGUGUGUUGCUCACUGCUGUGGCACAAAGGAAGAGGAUGUGUUCAUGGUGACAUGCUUUGACCUUUGAGGGGACCCCAGAGAGGCCCAGCAGAGGGCGCUAUGACACCUGAUCUCAGUGUGUAACUGGAAGUCAGAUUCUUCCUGUAGUUAAACAUCCAGCAGUUUGUUAUCCUGUCUGUAAUUUCACACAUUUGAGUCCUGUCAACAUUCCACUGUAUGUUCACGUGUGUUUUAGCCGUCUGUUUAUGGAUCUGUGUGUGUUACGGUAUUUCACUAGUUACAUGUCAACAAGCUAGCAGCCAGUUUUCACGUUAGCUCCAUUAGCUUCCAUGUUGUGUCGAUAACCUAACAUGCAUUUUAAGCAUCUGCCAGUCGUUGUUGCAUGUGUGUUAACAUGUGGAUUAAGUCUGAAACCCCGCCCCCCCUUCUCUGUGUAUCGAUGUGUUAACCACGAGGAGGGAAAUGGUGAGGCCGACGCUCUCCGUGUCGACACGCUAAACACAAUCAGUGUUUUUAAAGGAUCGGUUUGGAUUUGUUCGAGUCUGCUUUAAUGCAAUACUCACAUGCCCAGAGAAGGUUGGAAAACAUUUUGGUUUGAGUGUGCAGACAAAGUUAAUGUGAGACUUCAGCAGUCUGAGUUGAUAAAAUGAAGCAAACCUUUGCUGAGUUGCAAAAAAGAAAAAAGAGAAGAAGAAGCAAAUUAGGCGCGUUUCCAUCAACUGGCUUUCUGGAGGAAGAAGAAGCAGUUUUAUCAUUUCACUGUUGCUGCCGUUUUUUGGGGCGCACUGACUCUAUUGCAUUCGUCACUUUAAACGAUCAAGUGUUUUCUUCUUUCUGAAUGUGUUUUCUCUUUUGUUUUGCUUUUUCCAGUCCAGCACGUCACAAAACAGGACGUCGUUUAGGUUUGAGUUUCGCAGAAAACCUCAAGUACAACUCAGAAUUGUAGUUGAGUGCUGAGUAAAAUGCAUCUUCGAAUGAAUGUUUGCACGGAAGAUGUCCUCACGAUUCGUCACGUAAAACUUCGUUUGAACUUCAGGUGGUUUCCUCGCAGUCACUGUGAGGACAGGGACGCACAGACUGCACCCCCUGUGAGGUUUGCAUUAAACCAGACUUGAAACCAAACCCUUCGGUUCAGCACCAGCUCUGUUACGUCUCCGUCUCUUUGCCUUGCGGUCCCGCCUGUCUGUCUGAUCCAUUCAGUGUUAUCACUCUCCACCAUUUUGCCACAUUCCAGGAGGCAUUUUUGACUGUGUGAUUCUGAGUAAAUAUUUUUCACCUGUUUUAUUUCGUUUUGCUGUAUUAAGUUCAUUUCUAUGGUAUUAGAAGACUGAAUGUAAAAAGAUUCAAUCAUUACUUUGUGCUUCUUAUACUGAUUGAGAGAUGUGUUGGAGGUGUGUGUUAACACAUGACUGCUACUUAGAAUAUAAUUUGAGGAUGUAGUUUAUAGGUAGUCACGCUCGGAUUUCAGGUACAACACUGUUACUACAAGAACUAAACUGUUUAAUCAGUUCCUCUUUAUGUCGAGGUUACAUUUGCAUAGAACUUCUCAGUUUUAUUUUUAUUUUAUUAUUUUUGGAAUGCUGCCAGUUUUGGGUGCAUUGAGACUCCAUUGCAUUUAACACUUUCAAUAAUCAAGUUUCUUAGGAAAUAAACUCGAUCCUGUUCUAAA